This is a messenger RNA of Venustampulla echinocandica, 516 nucleotides long. RefSeq lists its product as uncharacterized. The coding region runs from base 1 to 516 and encodes 171 amino acids. The record is from RefSeq and is a predicted model, not a curated record. The transcript has 2 exons. Lineage: Eukaryota; Fungi; Ascomycota; Leotiomycetes; Helotiales; Pleuroascaceae.
AUGCUAUCAGACGUGAAGCGCUCGUUAACGCGAACGCGAACGGCUAUAGACGCGGAACUGAUGACGUUUUCCGGACAGUCAGGUCCUAAAAUAUUACAAAUAUACUCUAUAGCUGAAGGGAGCGUAGACGGGCAGAACAGCUUCCUGAAUCAGCCGCUCCGAAAGGACCAUCUCGAGAGCUUCCGCGUGAUGUCCAUGCAGUGCAACCCUGAGCAAUGGCAGUCGCUGCCGGCGCAAAUGCGGCACGAGCUCCAACGCCGACCAGAUUUCGUCGCCCUCGAAGAGCAGAUUGAAGAACUGACUGAGGAGAUUAAGACGGCUGACGAAGAGGCCAGUCAAGAGCUUCAAGGUCGAUGGCACAAACUACAUAUAGAACGGCAGCGGCUCCCUCUAGAAGAGCUGAAGAAGCGCCGCCAGAGCCAACCUCGAAAUCACCAGUCCCACGGUGCUCUCGAACUUAGCCAAGGCGACCGCCACCGCUAUUUCCUUAGGCGCGUUCCGCCACAUGAUGCCUGA